UCCUCCUUUUUACUGAUCAACAGGGCAUAAUGGCACUAUAAACGGGCAGGGUCAGUCAUGGUGGAAGAAGUAUCGCCAGAAACUUCUCAACAACACUAGGGGCCCACUUUUACAGAUAAUGUGGUCAAGUAACAUUGUGAUCACUAACAUAACCUUCCGUGAUUCUCCAUUUUGGACAAUCCAUCCAUAUGACUGCAAAAACAUUACAAUAAGGAAUGUUACCAUCUUGGCUCCUAUAUUCGAAGCCCCAAACACAGAUGGAAUCGAUCCUGAUUCAUGCAAGGAUGUGGUAAUUGAGGAUUGCUACAUUAGUGUUGGGGAUGAUGCAAUUGCAAUAAAGAGUGGCUGGGAUCAGUUUGGAAUAGCUUAUGCACGACCUUCAAGCAACAUUCUCAUCCGCAACCUUGUCGCACGCUCUAUUAUCAGUGCCGGUGUAUCAAUAGGCAGUGAGAUGUCUGGUGGUGUAUCAAAUGUCACUGUAGAAAAUCUCCUUGUGUGGAGCUCUCGUCGUGCAGUCAGGAUCAAGACAGCUCGUGGGAGAGGUGGAUAUGUUAGGCAUAUAACCUACCGCAACCUAACAUUUGACAAUGUCCGCGUAGGGAUUGUGAUCAAGACAGAUUACAAUGAGCAUCCAGAUGACAAUUUUGACCGAAAGGCUCUCCCAACUAUUGAAGACAUAAGCUUCACCGCAGUACAUGGGCAAGGAGUUCGUGUUCCUGUCCGUAUCCAUGGAAGCGAAGAAAUUCCUGUAAGAAACGUGACUUUUAGGGACAUGUCCGUGGGCAUAACAUACAAGAAGAAGCAUAUUUUCCAGUGUGCCUUUGUUGAAGGUCGUGUAAUAGGGACUGUCUUCCCUGCUCCAUGCGAGAACCUCGAUAGGUACGACGACCAAGAGAGACCCGUUAAGCUCUCUGCAACCCAGAAUGUAACAGACAUAGAUUAUGAUUUUUGACAAGAUUGGCUCCUUCAGAAUCUCCAGAAGCCAUCAUUCUUGGGUCAUAGGAUUUAUGUUUAUGCAUGCAUGAGAUAAUGGGUGAAAAAGGCAGGAUCCAUGGGGCUUGUUUAUUGCCUUUCAUGCCCCUUUUUGGCUCCAUUUUUAUAGCUUGAUUGAUUCACGUGGUUGUAUAUACAGAACUUUUACGGAUGGUCAUACAUUCAAAAG
Rubroshorea leprosula is the source of this 1162-nucleotide messenger RNA. Lineage: Eukaryota; Viridiplantae; Streptophyta; Magnoliopsida; Malvales; Dipterocarpaceae. The record is from the annotation of a GenBank genome assembly.